AUGGAAUCUCAAUCGCCUACGCCACUUGUUGCCGAGCAGCAUAUGCACGAUAAGAAAAUCCAUAUCCUGCUGGCAGCUGCUACUUCGAAGCUGUACAACAUUGCAGAGGCAUUAUGUCAGAACAAGAACAUUGCAAUACGCAUUCUAAUCAGCGAGCCUGCGGAGAAGCAUUUCCUCGGACAGAGCCCGGAACAACCGGAUUAUGAGUCUCUACUUCAACUAGAUGGCGUGGAUGCGAUCUACCGGGACGAGGAUGAAUGGACCCCGCCAUGGACGCGCGGGGGACCGGUCCUACAUAUUGAACUACGAAAAUGGGCACAUAUUCUGCUGGUCGCACCAAUGUCAGCAAAUACCUUGGCUAAAAUGACCAAAGGGAUUGCUGAUAACCUGCUGCUCUCGGUCAUUAGGGCCUGGGAUACGACUGGAAUGGUGGACAUGGGAUUCAAGACCCAGAAGCCUAUGAUCUUUGCAGCAUUGGCUAUGGACACCUGUAUGUCCCGACAUCCUGUGACGGAGAAGCAGCUGAAAGUCCUACGUGAUGAGUGGGGUUGCAGUGAAUCAAACCCAGAAGGCUGGGUGACGGUGCUGUCUCCCUCGGAGAAGGGGAUGGCCAGUGGAGACAUCCAUGCUGAAGGCAUGAUGGAAUGGAGAGAUAUCGUCGCCGUUGUUCUAGAGUACGUCGCGGGACUGUCGAAGCCAUGA
Messenger RNA from Penicillium bovifimosum, 702 nucleotides. Its product is annotated as putative flavoprotein. NCBI's taxonomy places the organism in Eukaryota, Fungi, Ascomycota, Eurotiomycetes, Eurotiales, Aspergillaceae. Gene Ontology annotation, biological process: coenzyme A biosynthetic process. Gene Ontology annotation, molecular function: FMN binding; phosphopantothenoylcysteine decarboxylase activity. The transcript is spliced from 2 exons. Gene Ontology annotation, cellular component: phosphopantothenoylcysteine decarboxylase complex. The record is from RefSeq and is a predicted model, not a curated record. The coding region runs from base 1 to 702 and encodes 233 amino acids.